Oryctolagus cuniculus (rabbit) is the source of this 2384-nucleotide messenger RNA. Lineage: Eukaryota; Metazoa; Chordata; Mammalia; Lagomorpha; Leporidae. The record is from RefSeq and is a predicted model, not a curated record.
GGAGCUGCUGGGAGCGCGGCGGCGGCGGCGGCGGCGGCUGCACUUUCGCGGGCUGGGGCCGGCUCGGGGCUCCGGUGCGCUCGCGGCGGGGUUGUCGGAGCCUCAAGGGCUGGCUGGCGGAAGGAGAGAGGGAGGGACUCCCGGGCUGCAGAGCCUCUCCCUCAGCCUGCUCCGCCCGCGCCGGCGGGGCAGCCCCGGGCUCCCUGCGUGCCGAGCCGAGUCCCGGCCGGGUGGGGCGGGGGUGCGCCGACACCGCUGCCGGCCCCUCGGCUCUGAGCGGCCCGCGAGCGGAGCAGCCCCGGUUCCGCGGCCCCGGCCCCGCGCAGCGGACGCAGGGCAGCGCCGAGGGAAGGAAGCGAGAGGGGCCGCCCUCCCCGCCUCCGAAAUGCCCAAGAAGAAGCCGACGCCCAUCCAGCUGAACCCCGCGCCCGACGGCUGCGUGAACGGCACCAGCUCGGCGGAGACCAACCUGGAGGCCUUGCAGAAGAAGCUGGAGGAGCUGGAGCUUGACGAGCAGCAGCGGAAGCGCCUGGAGGCCUUCCUCACCCAGAAGCAGAAAGUGGGAGAGCUGAAGGACGAUGACUUCGAGAAGAUCAGUGAGCUGGGAGCCGGCAACGGCGGCGUGGUGUUCAAGGUCUCCCACAAGCCGUCCGGCCUGGUCAUGGCCAGAAAGCUUAUUCACCUGGAGAUCAAACCUGCUAUCCGGAACCAGAUCAUAAGGGAGCUGCAGGUUCUGCACGAGUGCAACUCCCCGUACAUCGUGGGCUUCUACGGGGCAUUCUACAGCGAUGGCGAGAUCAGCAUCUGCAUGGAGCACAUGGACGGGGGUUCCUUGGAUCAAGUCCUGAAGAAAGCUGGACGGAUUCCCGAGCAAAUUUUGGGGAAAGUUAGCAUUGCUGUGAUCAAGGGCCUGACGUAUCUGAGGGAGAAGCACAAGAUCAUGCACAGAGACGUCAAGCCCUCCAACAUCCUGGUCAACUCCCGCGGGGAGAUCAAGCUCUGUGACUUCGGGGUCAGUGGGCAGCUCAUCGACUCCAUGGCCAACUCCUUCGUGGGCACCAGGUCUUAUAUGUCGCCCGAGAGACUCCAGGGGACACACUACUCUGUGCAGUCGGACAUCUGGAGCAUGGGGCUGUCCCUGGUGGAGAUGGCGGUGGGGCGGUACCCCAUCCCGCCCCCCGACGCCAAGGAGCUGGAGCUGAUGUUUGGGUGCCAGGUGGAGGGCGAUGCGGCCGAGACUCCGCCCAGGCCCAGGACCCCUGGGCGGCCCCUCAGCUCGUAUGGAAUGGAUAGCCGGCCUCCCAUGGCGAUUUUUGAGCUGCUGGAUUACAUCGUCAAUGAGCCUCCUCCGAAACUCCCCAGCGCAGUCUUCAGCCUGGAGUUUCAAGAUUUUGUGAAUAAAUGCUUAAUAAAAAACCCCGCCGAGAGAGCAGACUUGAAGCAGCUCAUGGUUCAUGCUUUUAUCAAGAGGUCUGAUGCCGAGGAGGUGGAUUUUGCUGGUUGGCUGUGCUCCACCAUCGGCCUUAACCAGCCCAGCACGCCGACGCACGCGGCCGGUGUGUGAGCACGGGGCGUGGCGUGGAGCCGACCCCCGCCCAGCGGUCUUCUUCCCGUGCUUGUCCCUGUUCAGGCGCACAUUUCACCUGUGACAAAGGAUGAGGAACACAGCAUGUGCCAAACCUCUUGGUGUCAUUCUCUCACUGUCUCUAUCCUUAAUACUGUCGUUACUCCCGAGUGGACUGGCUUUGUGCUUGGGGCUGUCUGAGUGUGCUGGUGAUCAAAACUCGUGCCAGGCUUCACAGUGAACCCUCUGGCAAGUGUGCGUGCGGCCCCACCUCUGUCCUGGGUGGGGCUCACGCCGGCCACGCCUUCUCCAUGUGAGUGGGCACCUGGCGGCCCUGCGCAGGGAGUGCAUGAGAAGCAUGCUUUGCUGCCGUGGAAUGAGCGCCAGAGUGGACAUCUUGUCACCUUCCUACUGGUCCUCUUGCUUUCUGUGUCGAAUUCAGCAGUUCCCAUCCAAAUCCAGCCAGAGCCCCUCACUGCCAGGCUAGCUGGGCUCCCCAGCCUGUCUCCCGGGACGAUGUGUAGACUGCUGGUUGUGUUUCUGUAUUUAUUUUAAAUAGACUGUGUGGGGUAUCUAGUGGUAAAUGUCUCUAAGUUUGGAGUAGUGUUUCGAAAUUGGUGGAGUUAUUUUGAAUGUCACAAAUGGAUCAAGGCAUUAAAAUGUGUCAGAUUUCUCUCUUCAAAUCUAAGUACCAAUGCUGUUGUAAACAACGAUGUGUACAGUGCCUACAAAUUGUAUGAAAAUCCUUUUAACCAUUUUAUUCCAGAUGUUUAACGAAUUAAUCUCUUAUUCUAAUAAAUACAGUAUCAAGUUAAAAUCA